This is a messenger RNA of Drosophila navojoa, 2582 nucleotides long. RefSeq names its product Myotubularin related protein 6 (gene Mtmr6). The record is from RefSeq and is a predicted model, not a curated record. Gene Ontology annotation, molecular function: metal ion binding; phosphatidylinositol-3,5-bisphosphate phosphatase activity; phosphatidylinositol-3-phosphate phosphatase activity. Gene Ontology annotation, cellular component: cytoplasm. Lineage: Eukaryota; Metazoa; Arthropoda; Insecta; Diptera; Drosophilidae. Gene Ontology annotation, biological process: phosphatidylinositol dephosphorylation.
AAUCCGCCUCCCUGGUGAUUCACGUGAUUUGAUUUAAGGGGCAAGCAGAAGCUGCUGGCGUUGCUUUUGAAGUUGAUUUAAAAUCAAUAAACAUUUACCCAAAGCAAACACACAGUAUCUCUGCCACAGAGUGUAUAUAAUUUGGCACUGUGACAAUGGAUUUUACGAGAUUCAUGAAUAAGUUUAAUGAAAUCGAACGACAACUGUCGCCAACGUCGGCGCUGCGCCUCAGCUUCGAUAAUAUAUCACCGGAGACCGAGGAGCCGCCCGAUGGCAAGCGUCUGUGGGGCGUUCCAGUGCCGCCAUUUGUCUCCGAUAAGGUCGUCUCCUGGAUCGAGGAGGAGUUCAACGAGGCGCCCGUCUACUACAACGGCAACACCGUGCUGAAAAAGGUGGAAAAUGUGCGCAUGAUUGAUCGCUACAAUACGAAAAAUCCCACAGUUGGCACUUUAUAUCUGACGGCCACCCAUUUGAUAUUCGUGGAGCCUGACAGCAACAAGGAGACAUGGAUUCUGCACAUGCACAUUGCCAGCAUUGAGAAGCUGCCGCUUAGCACCACCGGCUCCCCGCUGCUGAUACGCUGCAAGACAUUUCUGUCUGUGACAUUUGUCAUACCCAAGGACUCCGAGUGCCAUGACGUUUACACCUCGCUAAUGAAACUCUUUCAGCCGGUCUCCAUCAACAAGCUGUACUGCUUCAAUUAUCAGCCGGCCAAGGAUGACUUUCCCAAGAACGUCGGCUGGGACUUCUUCAAGCUGGAGGCAGAGUUCAAGCACAUGCUGGUGCCCAACGAGAACUGGACCCUGUGCUCCAUGAACGAGAAGUACGAGCUGUGCGACACGUAUCCGCGUCAGAUCUAUGUGCCCAAAGAGGCCACCACGUUGAUGCUGAUAAGCAGCUCACGCUUUCGCUCCAAGGGUCGCCUGCCCGCACUGACCUACUUGCACAACAACAAGGCGUCCAUAUGCCGCUGCAGUCAGCCGUUGUCGGGCUUCAGUGCGCGCUGUCUCGAGGACGAGCAAAUGCUGGAGGCCAUUCGCAAAACCAAUCCCAAUAACGAUUAUAUGUUCGUUGUGGAUACGCGACCACGCAUCAAUGCCAUGGCCAAUCGUGCCGCCGGCAAGGGCUACGAGAACGAGGCCUUUUACGAGAACAUCAAGUUCCAUUUCCUCGGCAUUGAGAACAUUCACGUGCAGCGCGCCAGCCUGCAAAAGGUGCUGGAGGCCUGCGAACAGAAAUCACCCACGAUGAGCGCAUUUCUGAAUGCCCUCGAGUCAUCCGGCUGGCUGAAACACAUUCGCUCCAUAUUGGACACGUCGAGCUUCAUUGCCAAUGCCGUCGACAAGGGCAUCUCUGUGGUGGUGCACUGCUCUGACGGCUGGGAUCGCACCGCUCAGGUCUGCUCGCUGGCGCAGCUAAUGCUGAAUCCGUAUUAUCGCACAAUCAAGGGCUUUCAGGCCCUCAUCGAGAAGGACUGGCUGGCAUUUGGGCACAAGUUCAGCGAGCGCUGCGGCCACAUUCAGACAGAUGCGCGCGAGGUGUCGCCGAUAUUCACACAAUUCCUGGACUGUACCUGGCAGCUAAUGUCACAGCGGAGCGAGUCGUUUGAGUUCAAUGAGCGCUUUCUGUUGAUACUGCACGAUCAUGUGCACUCGUGCCAGUUCGGCACUUUUGUGGGCAACUGCGAGAAGGAUCGAUUGGACCUGAAGCUGGCCGAGCGCACUUUCUCGCUGUGGGGCUAUAUGUCGAACCACCUGAACGAGUAUAUAAAUCCGUUGUACAAACCCAAUGUGGACGAAUCGAUCAAAGCCAAUCUGGCGCCGCAGUGCAUCAAAUUCUGGCGUGGCAUGUACAGCCGCUUUGAGAGUGGCAUACAUCCGCGUGAGCCCUUGGGUGAUUUGCUGCUGGACAGCAAGGAGCACUGUAACUCGCUGGAGGAUCAUGUGCAGCACCUGACGAAGCGCAUUGCCAGCUUCAAGAACUACAUUUCCAAGUCGGCCAAGAAGCUGCAGGAUGCCACCACCACAACCACCACCAAAGUUACCAAGGAGCCAACCACCAAUGAGAUCAAUGACAACAAAUAUAAUUACGACAAGAAGCUAAGCGAAUUGUCUGCUGCCGACGAUGAUCAUCCCCUGAAGGCGAGCAACAUGUCAUUUGCCAAUCUGUCGUUAAAUGCCGAACAAACAAGCCCGCAGGCUUUGAGCGAGGAAAUCUCGUCGGUGGCGCUAGAUUGGAAAUCCAUGCGAAAUGUAACCACCUGCUCCUGCUCCACACCCUUCGAUCAGUUCAGCAAAAAGACACAUUGCUGGCGUUGCGGGGAGAUCUUCUGCGAGCGCUGCAUUGAUAAGAACGUGGCGUUGCCUGGACACGACAGCGGCAAGCCGGUGCCCGUCUGUCGUGGCUGCUUCCGACAGAUGCAAAAGCAGAGUCCAUAAGCCCAAUUCUAGCAUAAUCCUAGUUGUAAAUUGUUGAGCAUGUGACGCGGAGUGAAUGUGGCAAGCGCGCGAAAGAGUGAGCCGAAUUUGUUUCGGGUGUGUUUUGUGGCAUUAAAUACAUAUACACGGAUUAACAUACCGGUA